Dermacentor andersoni is the source of this 1883-nucleotide messenger RNA. RefSeq names its product coiled-coil domain-containing protein 124. NCBI's taxonomy places the organism in Eukaryota, Metazoa, Arthropoda, Arachnida, Ixodida, Ixodidae. Gene Ontology annotation, biological process: transcription by RNA polymerase II. Gene Ontology annotation, cellular component: nucleus. Gene Ontology annotation, molecular function: transcription coactivator activity. The record is from RefSeq and is a predicted model, not a curated record.
CAAGUUCCAUAGUUGGCGUGUUGUUGGUGCUCGGCUGGCUCGUUGUCAUCAUGAUUGGCGUACUCAUUGGUUCUGAGUAAAUUUAGCAGUUUAUAUUAAUUUAAAAAGCGUCUACUUUACAGGUGUUUGUCAAACAGGUCAAACAGGGGAUCGCCACUCCACCAACAAGUCGUCUACAAUGCCGAAAAAAUUUGGCACCAACACGAAGUCAGCCGAAGCUCGUGCUAAAAAGGAAGCCGUCAAGGUAGCUGACAAAGAGAAGAAAGAAAGGCAAGCAGAGGAAGCCCUCUGGGCGGACGAUGACAAGCACAUAGCCAGGAAACAGCAAAGAAAGGAGGAGAGAGACAAGAAGAAAACGGAGCAACUUGAGAAGAAGGCAGCACUGAAGCAGAUGUACGAUGAAGAGAUGAGCAGCAUCAAGUCCGUGAAAGCACGACCUGAGAAAGUCACAAGGGCAGACAUUGCAGCGUUGGCCGAAAGGCAACAGAAGGCACAAAAGGACCCGCAGGAGUUGCUGCUGCAUGAAAAGCCCUUGGAAGAAAAUAUCAACCGAGUCUUUGUUGAAAAUGAAGCACGGACUGUUGAAGAAGCAAUUGCUGUGCUAAGUGUGAAUGAUGGGCCAGUGGACAGGCAUCCCGAGCGGAGGGCCAAGGUAGCCUAUGACGCCUUUGAGAAGCAGAGGCUUCCAGAACUUAAGGCCGAGAACCCGAACCUGCGGCUCUCUCAGCUAAAACAAAUGAUCCGCAAGGACUGGAUGAAGUCUCCUGAAAACCCCCUCAACCAGAUACAGGCUGCCUGCAAGAUCUGACAGCAGUAUGGGCCACAUCUCUUGGCUACACGUUCACGCACUUUUCUGGAUGAAGGUGCAUAGCUUUUUGUUUAACUGAUAAGGUGCAAGUUGCUCAGCAGUGGACUGGUUCUGCUGGGAUGAUGUCAUCAAUGUCAUGGUUCAGUCAUUGGAUGCUAGGGUUUAAAGAAAGGUCUUCAGGAUUUUAGUGUCCACCGUAAGCACAGUUAUAGCAUCAAUAUGUGAACUUUUAUUUCUUGCUGUGAUCAAUUCAUCUUUUGUAAUGCCUACAACAAAAAAACUUGAGUGAGUGAAAUUCGUGCCCUAUUUAAUUGAUGCACUUCGAUGGUGUUCAAAUUUAUGAAACUGAACAUGACGAUUGCCCCAAGUUGAGCAGCUGUGAGCUUGUCACGAAGACUCAUUGGUGCCACAUGUCACGGCAAGCUACGCUGGCUGUUUUGAAAGAGCUACUGGAAUCGUCCACAGAGUUCUGGGAAUUAUGCAUGAAUUUGGCAAAACCAAAUCUGCCAGAAACAAAAGGCAGCGCGGCCGGAUCUCGGUAGAGCUUAUCACGCACUGCUGGCAGAAGUCACGCAAACCACUCUUAAGACAUCUAAGUAAAUAAACUCUCUGACAGUGGAGUAAGAGCAGUUCACUGUAGAGUUAGUAGAAAAUGUGAACCCAUUCCGAAUUGACCAGUGGAAAGGCAGUUUUCUGUCACAUAGUGAAAAAAGGAGCAUCCCCUCAACCGACCAGUAGAAUAUAGUACCUUUGGCCAUCGAUUGUUAAGGUUUUUAAGCACUCCUUCGAAAACAGGCAUCUAACUUAUGCGCACUUUUAGUCUUGCUGUGUAAUUUACUGUGAUGACCUUGCCCUGGUUUAGUUAUGUACAGCAACUUUAAUGAAUGUGGAAACGAUUAUGCAGUGUAUUCACUGUUUAUAUAUAAAGUGGUGAAUUGAUGCCUCUAGGAAAGAGAAGCAGCAGCAGCAGCUUUUGCAGAUUUCUAGUUGGUGCUUCAUUUUAACCUUGCAUUGAAUGGAUGUGAUGGAGAAAAAUAAAAGCAGGAGCACUGUGUGCUUUCCUUAAGAAACAAGA